Messenger RNA from Aureobasidium subglaciale EXF-2481, 1131 nucleotides. RefSeq lists its product as uncharacterized. Bases 1 to 1131 code for a protein of 376 amino acids. The transcript has 2 exons. The record is from RefSeq and is a predicted model, not a curated record. NCBI's taxonomy places the organism in Eukaryota, Fungi, Ascomycota, Dothideomycetes, Dothideales, Saccotheciaceae. Gene Ontology annotation, molecular function: zinc ion binding.
AUGGCUUCGAAGUACAGGCGAGUGCUCAACAGUGACGCAGAAAUGGCAUCACCAGCCGUCAACAACAACAAUGUCAAAGGAGGCUCUCGAGGCCGCGGUAGCACCUUUACGCGUCGACCUGGCCGGCAAAAGUUGACCGGACUAUUUGCAAAUGGAAUAUGGCAUUGCGAUUGUGAUUGCGACCCCCGUCUACCCGCUGAACACUUCCAGGUGAAAAAAGACAGCGCGAACAAAGGCAGAUGGUUCUACACCUGUCAGAAUGGUGAGGGACGAAGAUGUGGAUUCUUUCUAUGGGAUGACGAUGCAAAACCACGAGAGGCAGCGGCUGUCCUGAGUAACUCUAGGAACGAACCUAGAAGCGAGCCGCAUAAGCCCACAUCCCCCGUACACCAUCCGUUCCAGACGAUGCAGUCAUCUUCAGAUAGUAAUCCAACGUCGAGCCAGUCCAAAGGCGUGUCGAAGCGCACAUUCCUCGAUGCCGGCCUCGAAGACGAUGGCCAUGACCAUGACUCGUUUCCUUGGUCCUUGUCAAGUCAUGAAGAAGCGGAUUUGAUGAAUGCACCGGAAACGCCACGAAAGGCAGUCAAGUUCGAUGCUCUCGCAACACCGGCGACCAGUGUAAACAGGAAGCUGCCAUGGUUGGAUACGCGUGCCAAAUCGCCUGCUGCCACUUCUGCGAAAGCAACCCCUUCCAGACACUUUGAUCUGCCGCAAGUCCUCACGCCAUCGAUUUCCAAAUUGUCCGUCGCACAACACGCUGCUUUAACACCGCAGGUCACUCCAAGUCCCUUACGCUUUCGCAAUCCUUCAGCACAUGCGUCGUCUCCCCGAUUCACCCUCACCGCAGAUGUUUUCGCCGCCCUAGAUGAUACAAGUUUCAAUUUGCCAGCUGAGUCAACAUCAAAGCUUCGAGAUAUCUUGACACGUCAGGAGUUACGCAUUGAGGGAAUUAUCAAGGGUCGAGAAAUUACGCGUCUUGCUCUUAAGGCACGCGAAGCCAAGAUCGUUGAGCUUCAAGCCACUGUUGUAAGCCUCGAAGCUGAGAGGGACGUUGAUCAUGCGCAUGUCAAAAGGCUCGAGUGGGAGAAAGACAUGUUGGCAAGAGGUCAAGACUUUGACACAGAGUUGUGA